Messenger RNA from Schistosoma rodhaini, 1320 nucleotides. The record is from the annotation of a GenBank genome assembly. NCBI's taxonomy places the organism in Eukaryota, Metazoa, Platyhelminthes, Trematoda, Strigeidida, Schistosomatidae.
AUGACUUCUGAGGACUACACAAUGACAAAGUUCGAAGACUAUUAUUGGUUAGUCGAAGGCUUGGGAAGAAAACCUAUUCAACCACAAUAUAGUGGUACUUUUGUUGCAUUAUGCAUGGAACGCAGGACGAAAUUGUUGUAUGCUGUUAAAGGGAUACAAAAGAACGUUACAAAACUUGAUAGACUUAACAUUAAACAGUUGACUUCUCAAGGAAAGGAAGAUAUAAGUCAUUUGUUGAAGCUUGAUCAUCAAAAUCUGGUGAAAUUGAAGGAAGUUUUCGAAACAUCUUUCUCAUGGCAUAUAGUUGUUGAAUUUGCAAGUGGUGAAGAACUCUUCCAGAGAUUAACUAAAUUUCCUGUGUAUAACGAAAAAACAGUUCUUCAUUAUUUCAGACAAGUGGUUGAUGGUAUCAGAUACUUACAUGAAUAUGGAAUUAUUCACAGAAAUUUAAAACCUGAAAACAUACUGUUGAGUACCAGAGACAGUGAUGCGAUUGUAAAAAUUACUGAUUACUCUCCUCAAUUAUUUACAACUGCUGAUUUAGAUUUAGAGUUGGUAUGCUUGACGGCAACAUUUUGUGCACCUGAAUUAUUAUUAAGUAGAUGUUAUGAUAAAACUAUUGAUUUAUGGUCACUAGGUAUACUUUUGUAUAUAAUGUUAUGUGGAGAUGAUCCUUACCAAUUGAAAUCUGGUAGUGAUUUAUAUCGUGCUAUACUUCACUGUGAUAUUGAGUUUAAAUCUACUUCAUGGAAAUCAAUUAGUUUAAAUGCUCAAGAUGUUGUGAAACAUCUUUUAAUGGUAGAUCCAAAACUAAGAAUCAUUACACCACAUUUACUGAAUCAUCCAUGGUUUAUUAUGGUUAAUGAAAAUGAACAACAUUUAGAUUCAGUACAAGAGAAACUAGAAUAUUUUAACAAACAACGUUCAGAAAACUAUUUCAAUAUAGAAUAUGAACAAGAUUGGAUAACAUGUGAAUAUAUGAAGUUACCAAGAAGAAGUAAAGAAACAAUUCAAACGAAGGCUUAUAAUGAAAAUGUAGAAACCGAAACAUUAAUGGAUGAUAAGAACUGUAAUGACAACGUAUUACUUGAAGAUACAUCAGAGAAUGUUCAACCAAUUGAACAAAAUGAUCCAAAUGAGAUGAAUGAAUUAAUUGAUACAACUUCUGAACAAUUAAGAGCGAACUCAUUAAAGAAUUUACUUCAUGAAUAUCAUUUAUUAGAUGAUCAAUAUUCAAUAUUCAGUGAAAAUGAUAUACAAGGAAUAAAUCAAGAAAAUUUAGAAUUAGAUGUUCAAAAUGAAUUAGUUAAUGAAGAGUAA